Salarias fasciatus (jewelled blenny) is the source of this 1306-nucleotide messenger RNA. RefSeq names its product solute carrier family 2, facilitated glucose transporter member 9-like. The transcript has 10 exons. The record is from RefSeq and is a predicted model, not a curated record. Gene Ontology annotation, cellular component: plasma membrane. Gene Ontology annotation, molecular function: D-glucose transmembrane transporter activity. Bases 23 to 1306 code for a protein of 427 amino acids. Gene Ontology annotation, biological process: dehydroascorbic acid transport. NCBI's taxonomy places the organism in Eukaryota, Metazoa, Chordata, Actinopteri, Blenniiformes, Blenniidae.
CCCCACUCCGGAGACGGUCACCAUGAUCUGGUCUCUCAUCGUGUCGCUGCACGCCAUUGGUGGCCUCUGCGGCGCCGUCAGUGUCAAGUUCAUUGCGGGAAUAAUGGGAGGGAAGAAGGGAGUGAUAUGCAGCAGCUGUGUUUCCAUCGCUGCAGCUGUGAUCAUGCUGAUGAGUAAAACCGCCAACUCCUUUGAAAUGAUCAUCGUGGCACGGAUCCUGUUCGGCUAUGCUUCAGGGCUGGGAGGAAGCUUACACAUGAUGUACCUCGGAGAGAUUUCACCCAAAAAGAUCAGGGGUCAAAUAACGCUGACCUCAGCAAACUUCGUGUCACUUGGCAAACUGUCCGGACAGUUUUUUGGAUUGAGCGAGAUCCUGGGCCGUGAGGACAUGUGGAACGUUGUCCUCUCGCUCCCUGCAGUCUUCUCAGUGGUUCAAGUCGUGGUGUUUCCCUUUCUUCCUGAAUCUCCCAGACAUUUAUUCAUCGAGAAAGGAGAUGAGGUUGCGUGUAAGAAAGCUCUGCAGAGUCUCUGGGGUCCAGGUGAAUACAAGCAGGAAAUGGAUGAGAUGUUGGUUGAGCAGGCGGCCAUUGAAGCAGCUCCACCCAAAAGCCCCCUACAGCUGCUGAGGGACAGGACGGUGUGGUGGCAGCUCCUCACCAUGGUGCUCAUCUACUGGUUCAACCAGCUGUCGGGCAUGUCUGCGAUCAGUGUCUUCUCUUUUGACAUCUUUAUGGAGUCAGGCAUACCUGAACACGCCAUUCGAUACGUCACUCUGAGCCUUGGAGUGUGUGAAAUCAUCACUUCUAUGUCUUCUAGUCUUGUCAUUGACCGUCUUGGGAGGCGGCCAUUGUUCUGGGGGGGCUAUGGCGCCAUGUCUUUGAUCUGGAUAUUAGUCACAAUCACUAUGAACCUGAAGAACUCCUACUCCUGGGUCUCAUACAUCAGUGCUUUUAUGAUCGUCCUCAUCAUUGUGUCCUUUUGUGGAGGGCCUGGAGCGGGCACAGGGACGCUCAGCAGUGAGAUUUUCAUCCAGUCUGAUCGACUGUCUGCGUUUGCCAUCGUGGGGCUGCUGAGGUGGCUGGCCAUUGCGGUGAUCGGCUUCAUGUUUCCUUUUCUCAUCAAAGCUCUGGGCUCCUACAGCUUUGUGCUGUUCGCCUGCAUGUGCCUGCUGGCUUCUCUUUACACCUUCUUCAUCCUGCCGGAGACUAAAGGGAAGACCGUCUUGGAGAUCUCACAGGAGUUUAAUGCCAUCACCGUGUGCAGGAAAUCCUCCCCUGAGGAGCAAACAGUGGAGACCACACUGUGA